UCCCUUGCGCGUACUUUGGGGGUGGGGGAGGUGGUCUCUGCGAGAUUCCCAAAAGAGGCUAUACAGCAGUUAUAGUUCUUUGCAAAAGAGGGACUAUAAAACGCUUGAUAGGCCCUUAAGUACAGGUUUUGCAGCUCCUCGCAGUCGCCCCUCAGUGUGGGCCCUCCGCCCGUGGAAGAUCGUCCGUGGGGGCGACCGCCGCGAGCAUGCGCAUGGGCACUGCGGCGGGCGGGUGCAGAGACCUGGUGCGGGGACGCGGGGCGGCGCGAAGAGGUGCUCUCUGCCGCCCCGCGCCCCCAUGUACGCCUUUUACUCUCUGCUCAUCUACAUCUUCUACAGUCUUUUCCGCAGGGAUGGCGGGGCUGCGGCGGUCUCGGACCCCGGGGACCCCACCCAGAAAAGCGGCGGCCAACCUAGGGGUCGUCGCCGUCCGGAUCAAUUCACAUCAGAACUGUGGACCGAGCUGAACAGCCUGGCCGGCUGCUCAGAAUCUGAAGAUGGCCAGAAAGGAGCGGAGGGUGGAGCAGCCGAGGUGUCCCUGGAAGAGGCACUCAUGCGUCUUGCCGAGUUCCUCUCUCUCCAGUUGGGGGCAGAAGAGAGCUGCGGGACGACUCCUGACCUGGACAAGCCUGGUGAAGUCCCCCCACUGUUGACAGUCACAAGUCAGCUCUUGGCCCUUCUGGCAUGGACACGGAGCCCCCGGGGGAGGCAGGCCCUGCUCCAGGGGACUCAGCCAACCUGUCCAGUGAGGCCCUCCACUCUAGAUGGGUCUCUGUCAGAAGAAGAAAGCUCCUCGCAGCCCACUCCCAUCCUGGAUGAGGCACCAAGGGAUGAGACCCAGGAGCAUCAGGAGCAUCAGCCUCCUCAGCUGGAGGAGGAACAGAGAGUUUGGCAGCGGUUAGAACAGCUCAUUCUUGGACAGCUGGAAGAGCUGAGACAGCAGCUGGAGCAGCAGGAAGAGGAGCUGAGUAGACUUCGUCUGGGAGUGGGGGUGACAGAUUCAGAGAAAAGAGUCCAGCACCUCACAUUGGAGAAUGAAGCCUUGAAACAGAGCUUGAGCCUAACUCGGGACCUUUUGCUACACUGGGGGCCUGGACCACUCACCAGACCUCCCCAGGAGGAGGCAGGGGCACUGUUGGAGCUGCAGGGCCAGCUUCAAGAGGCCCAGGACACCACAGAAGCUCUCCGAGUCCAGCUGGGAGUACAGGAGCUGCAGCUGCAGGGCCUUCGAGGGGCCCUCCAGCAGCUCCAGCAGGAGACAGAACAGAACUGCAGACAGGAGCUGCAGCAAGUUCACGGACAGCUGGCAGGACUUCGGGCACGGAUGGCCAGCCUUCGUCAGGGCUGUGGGGACCUCCGAGGACUGGUCAGCACCUUUACCCAGAGUUGUAAGGGCUCGCUGAGUGAGGCUCAGGGCCAGGUUUCCUGGGCCCUUGGGGCUCUGUCAGCUGGCAAGGCUAAGACUCAGCUCCCAGAAGGGCACCAAGCACCCCCAACUGGAUGCUCAGGGCGGCUUUUGGAACUCAAGGGGAAUAUUCGUGUUCUGUGUCGGCUGAGACCAGCCGAAGGGAAACCUUCCAGCCUGGUGAGCGUGGAGCCUGGACAAGGGGGAACCAUCACCACCAGCUACCGAGGGCGCCAGCAUCGCUUUCGCCUGGACUGGGUCUUUCCUCAAGAUGCCAGCCAGGAGGAGGUCUUCAGGCAGCUGGAGCCAGCUGUGCUGUCCUGCCUUCAGGGGUACAGUGUCUGCAUCUUCACUUAUGGUCAGACUGGGACAGGGAAAACCUACAGCAUGGAGGGCCCGCCUGAGGACCCUGGCAUAGCUCCUAGGGCACUGCAGUUGCUGUUCCGGGAGAUGGGGACUGGAGGGCACCACCAUGUGACCCUCAGCAUGGUGGAGAUCUACAACGAGGCGGUCAGGGACCUCCUAGCUACAGGGCCUCCAGAGCGGCUGGUAGUGAGGCAGGGACCUGCAGGGCAGGGGGGAAUUCAAGUGGCCGGCCUCACACACUGGGACGUACCUAACCUAGAAACCCUGCACCAGAUGCUGAGUCUGGGGAGAAGCAACCGAGCUACAGCAGCCACUGUCAUGAACCAGCACAGCUCACGCUCCCACGCCCUAGUUACGCUGACUAUACGUGCAGCAUCCCCACCUCGGGCCCAGGGUAUCACAGGUACCUCUGGUUGUGCUUACAUCCUGCUGAGUUUCCAGCUCACUAAAGGUCUCCUCCACAUCCGGUUCAUUUGUCCUGCAGGCACAUUGCACCUGGUGGAUCUGGCAGGAUCUGAACGGGUGUGGAAAGCAGGGGUGGCCAGUCCUUUACCGAGAGACCCUAAUGGCGCCCGGCGCCUGCGUGAGGCCCAGGCAAUCAACCGCUCCUUGCUGGCACUAGGAGGAGUGAUGGCCGCGCUCCGUGCUCGGAGGCCUCAUGUGCCCUUCCGCGACUCACAGCUUACGCGCCUGUUACAGCCGGCGCUCGGCGCGGGCACCACUGCAGUUCUGCUGCUGCAGAUCUCCACAAGGACGGAAGAUCUCGGGGAGACCAUCUGCUCCCUCAAGUUCGCCGAGCGAGUGGGUCAAGUGGAACUGGGGCCUGCCCGGCGCCGUAGAGCCCCACGCUCCGGAACCCCUUCUUCUCUCAGUACUGAUACUCCACUCACCGGAACUUCCUGUACCCCCACACCAUCUCCUGGCAGCCCUCCCAGCCCCAGCCCCAACGGCUGUUCUGGCUUGACUCUGGAAUCUCCAAGGGACCUGCCUCCCUAGAUCUGAGUCAAAGCCCCUGGAGCUGGGCUUGAGAAUAAUUCCUCUGCUGGCAGAGGCAGCGGCGGAGCCUGUACCCCAUUUCCCAGGUCACCCUUCAAAAAACAAAAACUGUGGUGCCCUAACUGCCCCCAACAGAGCCCUGCAGUUUCCCCUUUCCUCUUCUUGAUCUGGCCAGAGAAUGUUAUGCUUUGAGAAAGGAUUGCCUCCGCCCCUCCACCCCCAGCUGAGCCACAGGCCCUUAGUUCUGUCCUUAUCGCCAUUUGCCCUUAUCACAGCACACAGCAGGGGAGCCAGAACUGCAGGAACCAGACCCAGACCAAGUGGUUUCCCAAGUCGCCACCCUGCCCCCAAUAUCAGACUUGGAAUUAAAAUGUUGUAAAUUCCUUUACUGUUAAUCAAUCCCCUACUUCCAUUACACCAAAAUCGCGUAUGGUCUAGUCUUUAAUUUCUUAACCCUUUCCCCGAAAGGUGCUACCUUCUACCCAGGCAGUUGAGAGAGGGCAAGACUUCAGGUUGGACCCACUUUUGGUUCUCCCUCCCCCAGCCUGGAGCCAGGAAGGCACGGCGACAGAGGGAUAGAUAGAUGGAUGGCUUGAGGGCCUGAGAAGGUGGGAUCAAGAGGAAGCACUAUCCAGGCUGAGCCCCACUCUCCAGAUCUGGUCCCUGCCCGUCAGAGUGUCGAAGGCAUGACUGGCCAGACCUUCCUAACUAGCAGAGACAAAACCCUUUCUGGAGUAACCUAAUUAAAGCUGUGGGUUUUUAGCAA
This is a messenger RNA of Apodemus sylvaticus (European woodmouse), 3533 nucleotides long. It is a transcript of the gene Kifc2, whose product is annotated as kinesin family member C2. The transcript is spliced from 17 exons. Gene Ontology annotation, biological process: microtubule-based movement. The coding region runs from base 299 to 2767 and encodes 822 amino acids. Gene Ontology annotation, molecular function: microtubule motor activity; ATP binding; microtubule binding. The record is from RefSeq and is a predicted model, not a curated record. Lineage: Eukaryota; Metazoa; Chordata; Mammalia; Rodentia; Muridae.